AUGGCUGAAGAUGAUAUAUCGGUCGUUGAAGUCCAUUACUACGGGAUGUUCAUCAGCAAACCAUUUAUCUAUUUUGAUACAGAUAAAAAGGAGAUAUUGUACGCCGAUUUCAGGGAGAAGGAUGGCCAAACAUUGUGUCAAGGAUUGGCCACAUUGCAGAACGAAUAUGAUUAUCAUGAAUUUCUUGAGUGUCUUCAUGAGAAAAAGAAAGUAACUGUGUAUGUGGACCAUAUGCAUGAACCCCUGUUUGAGUGGAUUGAAAUGGAAGAGCUUGAAGUUGAAGAUGAUACCAACUCCAAUGCAGAUGAAGAUGUUGAUUCAAUGUUACUAGAUAAAGAGUGUUGGGAACACGAGGUGGAUGAUGAGGAUUUUUCGAUGAAAACGGCAACAUCAACUAUUCAGAAGAAAGACAGUUUUUGA
Messenger RNA from Lactuca saligna, 420 nucleotides. The record is from the annotation of a GenBank genome assembly. NCBI's taxonomy places the organism in Eukaryota, Viridiplantae, Streptophyta, Magnoliopsida, Asterales, Asteraceae.